UUAUUUUCUUUAAUUAAUUUUCUGUGGCUUGUUCUAUCUUACUUUCUUUAAUUGUUCUUAGAAAUGUUUAUUGUUCACGUUUAACUAAUUUUAGUGGACUUUGGAGAUAUCUUCUCAUCGGUACGUGUCAACGUGUGUGCAUUUACAUGCGACUGGGAUUAGAUAAAAUACUCUUCCUAAACUCUACUUUAAUCAUGGCUAGUACCAUUUUUGCGGCCUUGUCAGCAUUAAACCCUGCUAAUGAUUCACUACGAACAACAUUGGUGACAAAGAUUAGUAGAGGAUCAGACAAUGUGAUUCCCUUUGGCAUGAAAUCGAACACGAAACGGUCUUUUAUGGGGUGCAGGGUUACAGCGAUUGCCCAAACACCUGAAAAGAUUAAUGGCAAAGUUUAUCGGGGGAAUUUCACAAUUGGAUCGUAUGAGAUUGGCCCCAAGCGGAAGGCAACUAUAGGAACAUUGUUGAAUCAUUUACAGGAAACAGCUGCUAACCAUAUUAGGGAUGUUGGACUGCUCGGUGAUGGAUUUAAUUCGACACCAGAGAUGACUAUAAGAAAUCUAAUAUGGGUUGUUGCUAAGAUGCAGGUUGUUGUAGAUAGAUAUCCUUCAUGGGGUGAUGUAGUUGAAAUAGAUAAUUGGUUUGGUGGUGCACCUAUAAAAGAUGGUUUCGCUAACCAUUGGCUUCUUCGUGAUGCCAAAACUGGUGAAACUCUCGCUCAAGCUAAGAGUGUGUGGAUUAUGAUGAAUAAAGGAACAAGAAAAUUGUCUAAAAUCCCUGAGGAAGUUAGAGAUGAAAUAACACCACAUAUAACGGAUUAUCCUAUCUGGGAUGACAUCAAACUAUCAAAGGUUCAUGACGACAAAGCUGACUUUGUCCAAACUGGUGUAAUCCAGGCACGUUGGAGUGAUUUAGAUGUUAACCAGCAUGUGAAUUUUGGCAAAUACAUUCAGUGGAUUCUCGAGAAUUCUCCUACGCGGAUCUUAAAAAGUCAAGAGCUUUAUGACCUUGCUUUGGAAUUUAGGAGGGAAUGUGGAGUAGGCGAUGAGCUAAAGUCUUUGACAAGAGUUGUUGAAACUAGUGGUUGUACCGAAUGUCAACACAUGCUUCAACUUGAGAACGGAAAGGAGGUUAUGAGGGGAAGAACCAAAUGGAGGCCGUCUAAACACACUGAUGCAGUAAACCUUGAGGUGGUAGUAGAAUUUAGAAGCUCAGCUGACAUGUUUUGGGAAACUCUUAAAACUUGGUCUUCUAUUCUUCCCGAGGUUUUGCCAGAGACUUAUAAGAGUAUUGAAGUAAUUGAAGAUAUGAAUGGAGAAAAGAAUGGAUCUGUUACCCUUUGGAAAAUGAAUCCAAGUACAUUGGUUGAAGGGGCUCCCGUUAUGAUGGAAGAGAUGAAAAAAUUAGAAAAAUUGGAUGAACUAACCAAGACAAUAACCUACAGUGUUAUUGGUGGAGAUUUAUUAAAUCUUUACAAAAGUUAUGAACCUCAGGUCACAGUUACUCCCAGGAUUGAUGUUUGUACUAAAAAUGGUGAUGGUAACAUUGUUGAUGAACAAGAUGACAAGGAUGAAAAAAGUGGAGGCAUUGUGAAGUGGUCUGUGAAGUAUGAGAAAGUAAAUGAGAUGGUUCCCGAACCUUACAUGAUUAAGGACAUGAUUUAUAAGACCAUGCUCAAAUUGGAUGAAUAUAUCCUCUCUAAAGGAAAUGAAGUGAUAACUAACUGAAAAGAGAAUGAGCAAGUAAUUAAAUCAUGGAUCUCCAUCAUAAUCAUGUUUUAUCAUUAUAAUUUAUCUAAUUAGUGAAUGUUGUUAUGUUUUGAAUUCCUUCUCUUUUCCUCAUCAGGAUUUUCUAUUAUAUAAGUAUGUUGUUCUUGUUA
Molecule: messenger RNA, 1876 nt
Organism: Papaver somniferum (opium poppy)
Lineage: Eukaryota; Viridiplantae; Streptophyta; Magnoliopsida; Ranunculales; Papaveraceae
Exons: 7
Coding region: 147-1724 (525 amino acids)
Biological process (GO): defense response; fatty acid biosynthetic process
Molecular function (GO): acyl carrier activity; fatty acyl-[ACP] hydrolase activity
Source: RefSeq, a predicted model, not a curated record